CAGCUUUGCCCUGAGUUUGCUUUAAACGCUGCCUUUGCCCAUCUUGCUACCACCUCACUCCUUUUUUUUUCCGCCUCUACAAACUUUUGAAACUUUGUCCAACUUUCUGCCCCCAACUUCCACCCGGAAGUUCGGCGGGCGGAAGUAGGCGGGGCGAGGGGCGGAAGGCCUGCGUGGCCGAGGGCCGGGCGAUGCGCGGCGCCGGGGCCUGAGGCCCGAGGCCUGAGGCCUGGAGGUCCAGUCCGUUCCCCGGCGCUGUAUGGCGGGCUUCCUCCAGCUGGCGCUCACCUGCAGCCGCCCCGCGCUCCUCGCCUACGGCAACUUCGCCAAGGUCCUGAGCCGCACCCUCAUCACCUUCUUCGACCUGGCGUGGAGGCUCCGACUCAAGUUCCCCUACCUCUACCUGGUGGCCUCCAUGAUGCUGAACGUCCGCCUGCAGGUUCACAUUGAGAUCCACUAAUUAAUUUGCUCGGUGUCUUUGCGUUAAUUCAGUCCUGGACUGUGAAAUUCACGUUUACUCAUCAUUCACUGCUAAUUGUCAAUAACCGGACUAUAUUCGAAUAUGCAGAGUGUGAAUACAUCGGAGGAUAUCAUUCAUAAUUCAGCUCUUGUGCUUUUAUCAGAUGACAGCAGUGACAGAGGGAACAAUGUCUGCAAUUGCGAGCCAGCACUGAGCGCCUGUGUACUUUCCACACAGUCACGGGCUUUCAAUGUGAAGCUUGGAGCCACUUUGUCUUUGAGAGACAGACCUGGGGUGAGAACAGAGUGUGCGCAGUCACUGUGCACUGAUAGGAAAAAGCCCCUUUCUUUAAAAGGACUGCAAAUUCAAAGUCGCACUCCGUCAAGAAUAUUCCAAACGGUGUGUGGCACUCCAAGUGAAGCCAGUGGGGAGAGAAGUCAGGAUGAGCACUUUGUAAGCCUGAACACGACAACAAUAAGAGACUGUCUGUGGAGAGCGAAUGAAGCUUUGGAACUCCUCAGGUUACAGUGCAAUCUGGGGGCGGCGUGUGUGCACUUUGCUACUUUCUGGUUGUUGGAGAGGCUGCAGUCAGAGAGGGGAGCGCUAAAAGACAAAUUAAGCUUUUCAUUUGCACAUGGAUUGAACACUGUCACAAGGUGACCUCAAACUCUGAAGAAUGUGUUUCAUUUUGAAUAGUCCCGCAUCAUUCUCUGAAGAAUCGGCAGACUCUGACACAUUGGAGCGCAGACUUUCCGAUCUACAAAUCGCUGUUUUCUGAUCUGAAAUGUUUAAUUUGCAACACAGUGGAUAUGCAUUAAGAGCUUUUCUGCUUGAUGUUCAGUGGCAUGAUGUAGUUAAAGGUAAAUUAAAGUUAUGCAGUACAGGUUCUGCGAUUAUGAGGUAGCCAGUUUCCCAAAUGUAUCUGUUUGUGCAAUUUUGUAAAAAAAUAUCUUUGGUGAGAAGGCUGUUUAAAUCUCAAUAUUUUUCAAGUUUGUUAUAAAUCAUGAAUACAAAUCAUCAAUUUUGUCUUAGCAGCUCGACAGAUUUAUUUUAAAGAUUUGUUCAAUAUAUUUUAACAUCCCAACCCUGUAAAAAAAAUUGAGGUGAGUUCUGCUUUUCAUUAACUUCUGGACAGCAACAGUGACUCAGUCCUCUAUCACUGUGGGCAGGUUGUCUCUGCACUAUCAAUCUUGACCCUGAGUCAGUGGAAGGAGUUUUGAAACCCUCAUGUAAGCCAUUUUGGAGAGACAGGAGCUGCAGAUAUCGCCUGGGGAUAAAGGCCUGAGAUAGAAAGAGAGAUUGCACAGGCCGGGACUGUUUUUCCUGGAGGAAGGAGUUCUGAAUGCCUGCCUAUGGCGCACAUUCCUUUGAACCCUUCCUGUCCUUGUACCUACCCAAAUAUAUUUUAAACAUACAAACAAGAAACCGCAGAUGCUGGUUUACAAAAGAAGACACAAAAUGCUGGAGUAACUCAACAUAUCUGGAGAACACGGAUAGGUAAUGCUUCCGUUUGAUGUUUCGGUCUGUAGAAGGGUCUCGACCCGAAAUAUCACCCCUUCCUCCUCGCCGGAGAUACCUGUCCCGACCCGAAAUGUAAUCUCUCCAUAGUCUCCAGAGAUGCCGCUGUUACUCCAGUACUUUGUGAAAGCAUCUACUUUAAUGCGAAAAAGUAUCAAAGAGAGCUUUAUCUAAAUGUGAUAAGCCAAACGUGUGGUAAGCCAAAGGUGAUCCGUUUACAUCUGUCAAUAAAAUGAACAGAAGAUAAUGAUGGCCUUUAUAUCGAUGUUUCUGGAGUACAAGUUUAUUUAAAUUGCACCAAAAGCCGGCACCGCUCCUCAGGAAGGAUAUAUGUACUGGUGGCCUUGGGCGAAGUGCUGAGAUUUAUCGGAAUAAAGGCUGGAGUCCAAGGGUUAAAUUACA
This is a messenger RNA of Amblyraja radiata (thorny skate), 2380 nucleotides long. It is a transcript of the gene smim10l3, whose product is annotated as small integral membrane protein 10 like 3. Lineage: Eukaryota; Metazoa; Chordata; Chondrichthyes; Rajiformes; Rajidae. The coding region runs from base 260 to 460 and encodes 66 amino acids. The transcript is spliced from 2 exons. The record is from RefSeq and is a predicted model, not a curated record.